Menidia menidia (Atlantic silverside) is the source of this 17591-nucleotide messenger RNA. The record is from the annotation of a GenBank genome assembly. Lineage: Eukaryota; Metazoa; Chordata; Actinopteri; Atheriniformes; Atherinopsidae.
GACGACAACGGGCUGACGUUAUUCCCUUUGAAAUGGCGCUGAUGCAGUUAAUACGCUGUUGUUUUUAGUCAUUGUGUACGUUUUGGUGACUGUAGGUCUUACUUUUCGGGCCCUUUGUUAACAUCUGGACCUGGCCUUUAUAUUGGAGCAUCACGGAGUCGAUAAACAAAAAUAUAGUGAAGCAAACUGUUAAUAACUGACGUUGCAUAAUAAGGCCGCAGCUUCCCCCGAGUUUGCGUAGGGAUUACAACCGACUAUCAAUGCUUGGCCUAGCCAAAGAGCUACAGCUCGGUUUUCAACUGAAUCUCAGCUGGCAUGUCUGUAACUAACGGGGAUGUGGAAGUGAAGUGAAAUCUUGAGACUAGUUCACUCCUGUUGAAAUAUUAUUAUUAUUACGUGAUUGAUAAAGCCCUUGCUUUGUCAGUCUUUUAUAGUCAGAUUUUUUUAAAAACGUAAAUCAUUUGAGGAGUAUUUUUACACACAAAACAGACAGCAUGGCCUCGGUGCCAGUGUACUGUUUGUGCCGCCUGCCAUAUGAUGUGACACGGUUCAUGAUCGAGUGUGACAUUUGUCAGGACUGGUUUCAUGGAAGCUGUGUUGGAGUAGAGGAGGAGAAAGCGACUGAAAUAGACCUGUACCACUGCCCCAACUGUCAGGUCACUCAUGGGCCGUCUGUCAUGCGCAAACGUCGCGGAGGCAAUAAGCACACAGAGGGAAGUACCACUGGAGGAAGAGAUCCAAGUCGGCCUGUGAAGACCGGAAGUCCACAGUUUGUUAGGGAGCUACGGAGCCGUACGUUCCCGAAUGCGGAUGAAGUCUUGCUAAAGCCAUCUGGCGCACAGCUAACAGUCGAAUUUCUGGAAGAGCAUUCAUUCAGUGUUCCUGUCCUGGUGUUGAGGCGGGAUGGCUUAGGCAUGACCCUUCCUCCAUCGUCAUUUGGCGUCACGGAUGUAGAGCACUAUAUUGGUUCAGAUAAAGAGAUAGAUGUGAUUGACGUGUCUCGGCAGUGUGAUUUGAAAAUGCGUUUGGGCGACUUUGUUGAAUACUACAACAGCCCCAACAGAGACAGGGUUCUCAAUGUGAUCAGCCUGGAGUUCUCUGAGACCAGGCUUUCAAACUUGGUGGAAACUCCUAAGAUUGUGCGGAAACUCUCAUGGGUGGAAAACCUGUGGCCAGAAGAAUCUGUUUUUGAACGUCCCAAUGUCCAAAAGUACUGUCUGAUGGGAGUGAAAGAUAGCUAUACGGACUUCCACAUAGACUUUGGAGGUACCUCUGUGUGGUACCAUGUCCUGAGGGGUGAGAAAAUUUUCUACUUGAUUUCACCCACCCCAGCCAACCUCGCACUUUUUGAGAGGUGGAGUUCCUCGUCUAAUCAGAAUGAGAUGUUCUUUGGGGACCAGGUUGAUAUGUGCUACAAGUGUUCUGUCAAACAAGGAAACACUUUGUUCAUACCAACAGGGUGGAUUCAUGCAGUGCUGACUCCAGUGGACUGCCUGGCCUUUGGAGGCAACUUCUUGCAUAGUCUUAAUAUUGACAUGCAGCUGCGGGCUUAUGAAAUAGAGAAGAGAUUAAGCACAGCGGACUUGUUUAGGUUUCCCAACUUUGAGACAGUGUGCUGGUAUGCAGGAAAGCACCUUCUUGACACUUUCAGAGGUUUGCGAGAAAAUCGCAGGCACCCUGCCAGCUAUCUUGUUCAUGGAGCGAAGGCCCUAAACAAUGCUUUCCGCAGCUGGACGCGUAAGGAGUCUUUACCAGAUCAUGAAGUUGAGAUCCCAGAGACUAUCAACACCCAGACACUUGUUAGGGACCUGGCCAAGGAGAUUCGUCUUGUCGAGGAUAUAUUUCAACAGAAUAUUGGCCGCACUGGACCUCAGUUUCCUGGGGCGUCGCUUUCCAAAGCUCCAUUGAGUUCCUCUAAUAACUCUGGACGCCCCCCUGGAAAAAAGAAAGGACCCAAGCCCAAAGAGGUGGUAGGGGGCCUCGUAUCCCCUGGACCCAAAAAGAAAAAUCAGAAGGGGCUACUUAAGGCAGAAGCAGGAGAACUCGACCUCAUUGAGAUCCACACCAAACACACACUGAAGAAAAUUCAACCCGGUAAAUCUAAACACAAGAACAAGCUGGAGCUGCCAUUAGAGGAGUUUGAAGGGAAGCUAAACAAAAGCAAACUGAAGCUCGUGCUUACCAAUGGGAAAAUAAAAGGUAAAAAAGAUGGUAGCAGUAAUGGUGCAGGGAGUGCUGGAAAGUACAAGCACCUUGCUACAGAGGGAUCCAGUCUUUCUGAUUUGGAAUCUGAGGAUGAAUUGCAGAUUGAUGAGACCCCCCCUCCAAAACGCAAGACUCCUGGACCUGGCAAGAAAAAGAAACUAAGUGGUCUUCCAAGGAAGCUCCCACGGGCCAAACCCUGCUCUGACCCUAAUCGCAUCAGGGAACCAGGAGAAGUCGACUUUGACAUUGAGGAGGACUACACUACUGAUGAAGAGGCGCUGGCUGCCCAUGGAGUGAAGGGUGGUGCAGGGGGCAUCCUUGAUUUAUUAAAGGCCAGCAAGCAGGUCGCAGGAUUAGACUCUGCAGCACUGAGUGAGGAAGCCCCAGCCUCUCCCAGCACUCGGGAUGCUAUCCAGGGUAUGCUCUCCAUGGCCAACCCCCCUUCAUCUUCCUCAUCUUCAUCCUCCUCAUCCCCCUCAUCUAUCUCUGGCGGCCUGACAGAGGGAUUAGGGGUCGUCAAGGAAAAGGGUCGCAGGGCUGUGUGGGUGACUUCCGGAGUCAAGAAGACGGCAAACUCUGAGAAGAAGCCUGUUAUCCAGCGGCCUGGAAAACGACCAAUAAAAAAGCCUGCCCGUCAUCUGAGCGAUGAAGAGAGUCCAGAUGAGCAAGAGACAUUAGGAACUUGUUUUAAAGACUCUGAUUAUGUUUACCCUUCGUUGGAGUCCGAUGAGGAUGACCAUACCAGCAAAAAUAAGAUGAAGCGGAAGAAAAACUGGGAUGACACACCGUGGAGCCCAAAAGCAAGGGUGAUGCCCACCCUUCCAAAACAAGAGCGACCUGCCAGGGAAGGGGCACGAGUCGCCUCUGUAGAAACUGGCCUGGCAGCCGCCGCUGCAAAGUUGGCUCAACAAGAGCAGCAAAAACCUGCCAAAAGGAAGUACACCAAAAAGCAGCGCCCUCCUCCUCCAGUCGUCACUCCUCCACCUGUUCAGACCGAGCCUGCCCCGCUCUCACCAGCACCUGCUCCAGAGUCUGGAGCAGAUGUCAGCCCAGACAGACGAAUGGAUUAUUAUUCUGCCAGUCUGUUAGACCAUGAAUACACAGCAGGACCGGGACCUUUCGGCCCCGGGGGCCCUCGAGGCAGUGGGGCCAUGGCUCCUGGUGUAUUCCUUACUUCUCGAAGACCCUCUCUGUCCCCUCAGAAUAGCAGCUCUCAUUCUGGUGCAUCCCUUACAGGUUUAGCCAGCCAGGGGACAGCAGCAGUCGCUCAAGGUAGGCAAACGCCCAAAGAAAGGACUUGCAACUGCAAAACAGAGACUUGGAAAAAUUCUGAAAAUUCACCGCAAUGGCAAACUUCUCUUGUGAGAAGUGUGUUCUCGCGAGAGCUAAACUACCGUACCACACUAGUGCAAGAUGGAGAAGUAGAUGUAACACGCAUUCGAGAUAGUGUGAAGAAACUACUUGGCGAAUCAAAGACCACGAUGGUGGAUUUAUUUAACCAAAGCAGUUUCUGCUUGCUGGCUAGCGCGUGCCCCAACUGUGUAGCGGGGAAACCGGGGGAACCGAACCAGCGGAGACGACGCAGGAUUGUGGAGUGCGGGCUUCCUUUGCGGCCUACGGGACCCCGACCUAAAUUAGUCAUAAGAACGAUCAGAAGAGCUACCAUGAAGGUUGACAGAAGCAAGUUAAAGAAAACUCCUACGGAAGCUCCGGCUGACUGUAGGAUACUAAUAGAGAAACUAAAGGCGUGCAGUGAUGAGCAACUACUAGUUGAAUUGCAGCACAUCAAGACCUGGAAUAUUGGCAAGUGUGAGCUCUACCACUGGGUGGAUCUACUGGAUCGCUUUGAUGGCAUUCUGUGUGAUGCAGGCCAGACUGUGGAGAAUAUGUCAUGGCUGCUAGUUUGUGACCGUCCUGACAAUGGACAGCUCAAAGCAUUGCUUUUGGCAGUGCUCAACUUCACAGCUCUGCUCAUUGAGUAUAGUUUCUCUAGGCAUCUCUACAGCUCUAUAGAGCACUUAACCACCUUGUUAGCAUCAUGUGACAUGCAAGUGGUCCUGUCUGUGCUGAACCUACUUUAUGUGUUCAGUAAGCGCUCCAACUAUAUCACAAGACUUGGAUCUGAUAAAAGGACACCUCUUCUGGCUCGUUUACAACACCUGGCUGAGAGCUGGGGUGGGAAGGAAAAUGGAUUUGGUUUAGCUGAAUGCUGCAGGGAUCUGCCUAUGACGAAGUAUCCUCCCAGUGCUACCACACUGCACUUUGAGUUUUAUGCCGAACCGGGUCCAGAGGUCAAAGUAGAGAGGAAGCAGACAAGUAGUAACACACUACAUUACAUCCAUAUUGAGCAGCUUGACAAGAUUUCAGAAAGUCCAUCUGAGAUUAUGGAGUCACUAACGGUGAUGUACAACAUCCCUAAAGACAAGCAGACACUGCUGUUCACACACAUUCGUCUAGCCCAUGGUUUCUCAAAUCACAAGAAGAGGCUGCAAGCUGUGCAGGCCCGACUGCAUGCCAUUUCGAUACUAGUGUAUUCAAAUGCACUCCAAGAGUCAGCCAACAGUAUUCUGUAUAAUGGCUUGAUAGAGGAGCUAGUAGAUGUCUUACAGAUUACAGACAAACAGCUUGUGGAUAUAAAGGCAGCAUCUUUGCGCACUUUAACAUCAAUUGUCCAUUUGGAGAGGACGCCAAAGCUUUCCAACAUCAUUGACUGUACUGGCACGGCAUCCUAUCACGGCUUCUUGCCUGUAUUGGUACGCAACUGUAUACAGGCAAUGAUUGAUCCUCUGAUGGAACCAUACCCACACCAGUUUGCCACAGCACUCUUCUCAUUCCUGUACCACCUGGCUAGCUAUGAUGCUGGAGGGGAAGCCCUUGUGUCCUGUGGUAUGAUGGAAGCACUUCUGAAGGUGAUCAAGUUCUUGGGUGAUGAGCAGGAUCAGAUCACGUUUGUGACACGAGCAGUGCGGGUUGUGGACCUCAUCACCAACCUCGACAUGGCUGCCUUUCAGUCCCACAGCGGCCUUUCAAUUUUCAUCUGUAGGCUAGAGCACGAGGUGGACUUGUCACGGAAAGAGUGCCCUUUUGUCAUCAAGCCAAAGAUCCAGAGGCCUAGUGCAACUGUGGAGUCUGAGGACAUGGACACAGACAUGGAAAUGUCAGAAGUUUCAAUGGAGAGCAGCCCAGGACCAUCAACUUCUUCUGUUUCCAGACCAGAGUCUGACCACCGAGCACAGAGCAGCUCUGCUAAUACGCCUCGUGCAGGUAUGCAGUGUAUCCCCCAGCGGGCAGCUCUGUUGAAGUCGAUGCUAAACUUCUUGAAGAAAGCCAUCCAGGACCCUGCCUUUUCUGAUGGCAUCCGUCAUGUCAUGGAUGGGUCCUUGCCUACCUCACUUAAGCACAUCAUCAGUAAUGCAGAAUAUUAUGGCCCUUCACUUUUCCUCUUGGCUACCGAGGUGGUGACAGUUUUUGUGUUCCAGGAGCCAUCCCUGCUCUCCUCCUUGCAGGACAAUGGUCUCACUGAUGUUAUGCUGCAUGCUCUGCUUAUCAAAGAUGUUCCUGCUACUCGUGAGGUGCUGGGAUCACUACCUAAUGUGUUCAGUGCCCUCUGCUUGAAUGCCAGAGGCCUGCACUCUUUCGUUCAGUGCCAGCCCUUUGAGCGCCUCUUCAAAGUGCUUUUGUCCCCGGACUACCUUCCUGCAAUGCGACGGCGCCGUAGCUCCGACCCACUGGGUGACACUGCCUCGAACUUGGGCAGUGCUGUAGAUGAGCUCAUGAGACAUCAGCCCACUUUGAAGACAGACGCUACUACUGCCAUUAUCAAGUUGCUGGAGGAGAUCUGCAACUUGGGUCGCGCCCCAGAGUACAUCUGCCAGAAACCAUCUAUUCAGAAAGCCGACGGCACUGUGGCUGUGCCACCAGCACGCUCCAGCCAUGCUGCUGAAGAAGCUUCAAGUGAAGAUGAAGAGGAAGAGGAGGCUCUUCACACAUUCACCCAGCAGCAGGGGGAACCAGAGAGCAACAGACAGUCAGUGCCACUUGAACUGGUGGUUGGCACUGAAGAACGGAUACCCAUCCCUCUAAUGGAUUAUAUUCUGAAUGUGAUGAAGUUUGUAGAAUCCAUUUUAAGCAACAACACCACAGAUGAUCAUUGUCAGGAGUUUGUCAACCAGAAGGGGUUGUUGCCCUUGGUUUCUAUCCUGGGCCUCCCCAACUUGCCCAUUGACUUCCCCACUUCAGCCGCCUGCCAAGCUGUGGCUGGUGUCUGCAAAUCCAUACUGACACUUUCACAUGAACCAAAGGUUCUUCAGGAGGGCCUGUGCCAGUUGGACAGUAUUCUGAUGUCAUUGGAGCCGCUCCAUCGACCAAUUGAGGUGCCUGGCGGCUCUGUGCUUCUUAGAGAACUGGCUAACGCUGGACAUGUCACCGAUGCCACUCUGUCAGCCCGAGCUACUCCACUCCUACAUGCCCUUACCGCAGCCCACGCCUACAUCCUUAUGUUUGUCCAUACUUGCAGAGUCGGACAGAGUGAGAUCAGAGCUAUCUCAGUAAACCAAUGGGGAUCCCAGCUGGGAUUGAGUGUUCUGAACAAGCUUAGUCAACUUUACUGCUCUCUUGUGUGGGAGAGCACAGUUCUACUGUCCCUAUGCACUCCUAACAGUCUGCCUCCAGGAUGUGAGUUUGGCCAGGCUGACAUGCAAAAAUUGGUUCCCAAAGAGGAGAAGCCAUCUGGCAGCACUGCUGCAACAGCAGCCUCUACCUCCAGGAGAACUGCAGAAACUGAUGCUGUGCCUGUGGAUUCAUCUGCUGGUGGUCUGUUGGAAGGAAUGGGUCUAGAUGGGGACACCUUGGCUCCCAUGGAAACCGAUGAACCCUCCACAUCAGACCCGAAAGCAAAGUCCAAACUUACCCCAGCUAUGGCCACACGGAUCAAACAAAUUAAACCUCUACUGUCAGCUUCAUCUAGACUGGGCAGGGCUCUGGCUGAGCUCUUUGGCCUGCUAGUAAAAUUGUGUGUAGGCUCCCCAGUGCGCCAGCGCCGCUCCCACCAUGCAACAAGCACAGGAACCACCCCUACACCUGCUGCCCGGGCCACUGCUUCAGCCCUCACCAAGCUUCUGACCAAGGGCCUCAGUUGGCAGCCCCCACCAUACACACCCACACCUCGAUUCAGGCUGACUUUCUUCAUCUGCUCAGUGGGUUUCACAUCUCCAAUGUUGUUUGAUGAGAGGAAGUACCCAUACCACCUCAUGCUACAGAAGUUCUUUUGCUCUGGGGGACACGAUGCCUUAUUUGAGACAUUUAACUGGGCCCUGUCAAUGGGUGGGAAGGUUCCCGUCUCUGAGGGCCUGGAGCAUGCUGAUCUCCCAGAUGGCACAGGGGAGUUUCUGGAUGCUUGGUUAAUGCUGGUGGAGAAGAUGGUUAAUCCAAGCACUGUGCUGGACUCGCCCCACUCUUUGCCUGCCAAGAUGCCAGGGGUCACACCCACCGUGCCCCAAUUCAGUGCCCUCCGCUUCCUUAUUGUCACCCAGAAGGCUGCAUUCAACUGCAUCCGCAGUCUGUGGAACAGGAAGCCACUGAAGGUUUAUGGAGGCAGAAUGGCUGAAUCCAUGCUGGCCAUCCUCUGUCACAUAUUAAGAGGGGAGCCUGUCAUCCAGGAACGGCUGGCUAAGGAACGGGAGGGGACUGUGCGUCCAGAGGAGGAACCAGCCCCCACUAGUUCUUUGGGACCCAGCAGUGUCCCAGCAGGAUCCUCAACAGGAGGAGAGGCACCAGCAGUGACCUCUGGACCUACCUCUGGAGCACCACCACCAGCAGCAGGAGGAGCAGCUGAUGAGUCUACUAAUUCUACACCUCGCCGAGAGCCCCAGGUUAACCAAGCUCAGCUCACACAGCUGAUGGACAUGGGUUUCUCAAGAGAACAUGCCAUGGAAGCCUUACUGAACACCAGCACCAUGGAGCAGGCCACGGAGUACCUACUCACGCACCCUCCUCCUCUUCUUGGUGGAGCAGUAAGGGACUUGACUAUGUCUGAGGAGGACCAAAUGAUGAGAGCAAUUGCCAUGUCACUUGGGCAAGAAGUCAGCAUGGAGCAGCGCUCUGAUUCCCCUGAGGAAGCAGCACGUCGGCGUGAGGAGGAGGACAGGAGAGCCAGGGAGCGGGCAGAAGAGGAGGAGGCACGCUGCUUGGAACGCUUCAUGGAGGCUGAGCCUUUGGACCCCCAGGAGCUACACACCUUCACAGAUUCCAUGCUGCCUGGCUGCUUUCACCUCUUAGAUGAGCUGCCCGACACGGUCUACAGACUGUGUGACCUGCUGAUGACCGCCAUCAAGAGGAGUGGCCCUGAGUACAGGGACCUCAUUCUUAGCCAAGUUGUCCAACAGGUGUGGGAGGCUGCGGACGUGCUGAUCAAGGCAGCCGAGCCCCUGACCACCAGUGAUACGAAGACAGUGUCUGAGUGGACCAGGCAGAUGGCAACGCUGCCACAGGCCUCCAAGCUAGCCACACGAAUUCUGCUGCUCACAUUGCUUUUUGAGGAACUGAAGCUUUUGGGUGCCAGAGUGGUGGAGAGCAGUGGGAUUCUUGAUUUGCUUAUCAAGCUUCUGGAAGUUGUGCAGCCUUGCUUGCAAGCAGCAAAAGAACACAAAGACAUCCAAACACCAAAAUGGAUCACACCAGUGCUACUGAUUAUUGACUUCUAUGAAAAGAUGGCAGUGUCUUCAAAGCGAAGGGAGCAAAUGAACAAGUAUCUUCAGCCCAAUGGAAAUAACUGGCGAUGGUUUGAUGACCGCUCAGGCCGUUGGUGUAGUUACAGUGCAUCUAACAACAGUACCAUUGACUCAGCAUGGAGGGCGGGGGAGAGCAGUGUCCGCUUCACAGCUGGACGCCGAAGAUACACUGUACUGUUUAACACAAUGGUGCAGGUAAAUGAAGAGACCGGCAAUAGAAGGCCGGUGAUGUUGACUGUCCAGAGAGUGCCUCGCAUUCCCAAGCCUUCCAAGACUGGUAGUGUUCCUGACUCAGAGAGAGAGGAAGGAGACAGAGGCAAAGUGGAAGAAAGCCAGACUGACCUAGAUUCAGGCGGCGGACCAGUGGAGAUAAGUUCCUCCAAGGACGAUUCCAGCCUGCUGAAAGAGACCACCUCCGGCCCCUCAUCUUCUCUGGAGUCUGACUAUUCUCAGGGAUCUGACAUUGUGGUCAAAGGCCUCACUGAGGACAUGACCACUGUUCUCAUCCGAGCCUGUGUCAGCAUGAUAAGUGUCCCUGUUGACCCUGACACACUUCAUGCCACACUGCGUCUUUGUUUACGUCUCACACGAAACCACCACUAUGCAAUGAUGUUUGCUGAGCUGAAGAGCACACGGAUGAUUCUGGGGCUGACGCAGAGUUCUGGCUUCAACGGCUUCACUCCACUCGUUACUCUGCUGUUCAGGCACAUCAUCGAAGAUCCGGCCACACUCCGGCACACUAUGGAGAAGGUGGUGCGUUCAGCCGUGACAAGCGGGGCAGGGAGCACCACGUCAGGAGUGGUGUCGGGCAGCCUGGGUUCCAGAGAAAUCAAUUACAUCCUCCGUGUGUUGGGUCCUGCUGCCUGUCGAAACCCUGAGUGUUUCAUUGAAACAGCCAGCAACUGUAUCCGCAUUGCACUGCCCGCACCCCGUGGAGCCGGCACAACAUCUGAUGAUGAAUAUGAGAACCUUCGAAUUAAGGGGCCCAAUGCUGUCCAGCUUGUGAAGACCACUCCUCUGAAAUUGUCUCCCUUGCCCUCUAUCCCUGACACUAUUAAGGAGGUCAUCUAUGACAUGCUCAAUGCCCUGGCUGCCUACCAUGCUCCUGAAGAACCUGAGCGCACAGAGGAACGGGCUGCAGCUGUACCUGGUGGUCAAGACCUAUGUCAGAUUCUGCAGGAUGUCGGUGAUGAUGUAUACCAGCAAUACCGUCUCACCAGGCAGGGAAGUGACUUUGACUCCCAGUCGGCAUUCCAUAUCAAUGCUCAAGUCUUUGCUGCUGAUGGAGGGGUGGCCGAAUCCUCCCAAUCUGGCACACCACAAGGAGAAGCGUCCACACCAGAAGAGAUGAGGGAGGAGAAAAAAGAACAAGAAGGAGAAAAGGGAACAAGCUCGGAUGAGAGCAAAGCAGCUAAAGUCAAGGCGAGCAAGCCCCUCAUGCCAACAUCUACCAUCCUGAGACUGCUGGCUGAACUGGUGCGCUCCUAUGUGGGCAUUGCCACGCUAAUCACUUCCUACUGCUACACCGCUGGACAGUCCGAGCUUAUUAAAGAGGACUGCAGUGUUCUAGCAUUCGUGCUCGAUCACUUGCUGCCUCACACACAAAACUCGGAGGAUAAGGACACCCCUGCCUUGGCUCGUCUCUUUUUAGCCAGCCUGGCAGCUGCUGGCACAGGCACCGAUGCCCAGGUGGCCUUAGUGAAUGAGGUAAAAGCUGCCCUUAGUCGAGCACUUGGGAUGGCUGAAGGCGCAGAAAAACACGCCAGGCUUCAGGCAGUGAUGUGCAUUAUCAGCACCAUCAUGGAAUCAUGCCCUUCCACAUCCAGUUUCUAUAGCACAGCAGCAGCCAAGGCACAGCAUAAUGGGAUGAACAAUAUCAUAAGGCUGUUUCUUAAGAAAGGACUAGUCAAUGACUUGGCCCGUGUGCCUCACAGCUUGGAUUUGUCAAGUCCAAACAUGGCCAACACGGUGAAUGCUGCGCUUAAGCCUUUGGAGACUCUGUCCCGCAUUGUUAACCAGCCCAGCAGUCUGUUUGGAGGCAAAGGAGCAUCCAGCAAGAGUAAAACAGAACAUGAUACUGUGGGCACUGCCAGGGACAACAACAGCAACACACAGGACCAAGGAGACCCUAGUGAGGCAGAGCCAGUGGAUGGCAGCCACAGAGUCCAGGGCACAGACAACGACCUGAUGGAUGGAGAAGCAGAGGGAGACACAGUGGUUAUUGCAGGACAGCCAGAGGUUCUGAGCACACAAGCUAUGCAGGUGGAGAAUGAGUUGGUGGACCUGAUUGAUGAGCUUUUAGAGAGAGAUCCUGGCACAGUCAACAGCACGAUUAUUGUGGGACGUAGCGGUGAGGAUGAGUCACAAGAGGAUGUAUUAAUGGAUGAAGCUCCGUCCAAUAUCAGCCAGGCAUCCACUCUUCAGGCCAAUCGCGAAGACUCAAUGAACAUUUUGGAACCAGAAGAUGAGGAGCACACUCAGGAGGAGGACUCCAGUGGUAGCAAUGAUGAUGAAGACAGUCAGGAUGAAGAGGAAGAGGAGGAAGAAGAGGAGGAAGAAGAUCAGGACGAUGAAGAAGGAGAUGAGGAUGAUGAUGACGAAGGCUCAGAGAUGGAAUUGGAUGAAGAUUUCCCUGACAUCAAUGCUGCUCCGCACAUCCGCUUUGAAAGGUUUGACAGGGACGAUGACCUCAUCAUAGAGUUUGACAACAUGUUCUCCAACAACGCGGACAUCCCUCCUUCACCAGGGAACAUUCCCAGCUCCCACCCAUUGAUGGUGCGCCAUGCUGACCAUGGCUCCCUCACUUUGGGUGUGGCAGGCACUAGCAGUCGACUGGCCCAGGGAAUGGGUCGUAGUCAACGAACGCUGCGUCAACUCACUGCCAACAGUGGACACACCAUCCAUGUCCACUACCCUCACAACCGCCAGCCCAACCCUCCACUUAUUUUACAAAGAUUGUUGGGGCCGAGUGCUGCUGCAGACAUUUUACAGCUAUCCAGCUCUCUGCCUCUGCAGUCCCGUGGUCGUGCACGGCUUUUGGUUGGAAAUGAGGAUGUGCACAUCAUUGCUCGCUCUGAUGAUGAAUUGUUGGAUGACUUCUUCCAUGAGCAGAGCAGCACUGGUGGACAAGCAGGCACCCUCUCUAGUAUUCCCACUGCCUUAACUCGAUGGACCGACGAGUGUAAGGUACUGGAUGCUGAAAGCAUGCACGACUGCGUAGCAGUUGUAAAGGUGCCAAUCCUGCAGCAUCUAGAGAGUUUAAGAGAUGAGGAACUGGAAGAACGCAGGGAGAAGAGAAGGAGGCAGCUCGCUGAAGAGGAGGAAUCCAAACAGAACGAAAGGAGGGCUUCUGGAGUCGAACAAGCGAGAGAGCAGAGCCUACAGGGUUCUGGAUUGGGGACCGUGAAUGGGGCAGAGAGCACUGCAGAGGGUGAGCAGGCUCAGAGUGGUACCAUGUCCUGUCUGGACCCACCCAGGGUCUCAGAGGGCUUCCUCACUGCUCCCCCCUCUGGAGAAGUCACUCCCACCACACCUGCUCCUCACGAACAGGCCCUAGUCUCCCUGGAGACUGCCAUUAGUCAGCAAGUCCACCAGCCAAUUGCUGACCUGCUGCUAGCUGAGUCACAUGCCAGCUCACUGGUUGGUUUGGCAGGGGCUGGCCUUCCACCCCUGUCGGCAGCUGAGAGGCCAAACAGUGAAGCAGAGGCAUCUCAGAUGGAAAUGUCCCCGGCACCCACAAUUGGUGAGAGAGUCGGAGGAAGUGGUGGUGGAGGAGCGUUGGAUGAAGUCAGGGAAGCCUCCUUAAGUCCAGACAUUGUAGAGAACUCAGAACCGGCAGUAGUUGGUGUGUCACAACUGGAGGGGUCUCCCAUGGAUACAAGCAGCCCUGCCUCUGCCACUCAGGAAGAAGCUGCUCCCAACGCUGCCCAAACUACCCAGUUGUCUCAGGAGCUCUCUGGCAGUGGGGAGAGCGGGCUGACUGACAGGCAGACAGAUGCAGACACUGGCUCUACAUCUGUUUCUUCACCCGGGGAAACGAUGCCCAGAAGUGAUAGCGCUGAUAGCCAGUCUCAGGCCAUACAGGAAGAGCCUCUCCCCUCCACAAGCAAUGACGAAGAGGAUCCACUUGCAGGCAUCAGUUUGCCAGAGGGCGUUGAUCCAUCCUUCUUGGCAGCACUUCCUGAGGACAUCCGCCGAGAAGUGCUGCAAAAUCAGCUUGGUAUUAGACCCCCCUCUCGCCCUCCUGCUGUCACCACCCUACCAUCUUCUACAGCACCUGUACUUGGGGGACCAGGGGUUACAGAAGUCAGCCCUGAGUUCCUGGCAGCACUGCCACCUGCCAUCCAGGAAGAGGUUCUUGCCCAGCAACGAGCCGAGCAGCAGCGACGAGAGCUAGCCCAGCAGCCCCCACAGGGAGACACUCCCCUGGAUCCAGUCACCUUUAUUCAGACUCUGCCCUCAGAGCUUCGUCGGAGUGUUCUCGAGGACAUGGAGGACAGCGUGCUGGCUGUCAUGCCCCCAGAUAUUGCAGCUGAAGCAGCUGCGUUACGUAGGGAGCAAGAGGCACGUCAGAGGCAGCUGAUGCAUGAAAGGCUGUUUGGUCAUAGCUCUUCUUCAGCCCUCUCAGCCAUCUUGCGCUCCCCAGCAUUCACCAGUCGGCUUGGGAGCAAUCGUGGCGUCCAGUACACCCGACUGGCUGUCCAGAGAGGAGGGACAUUUCAAAUGGGUGGAGGAACAAACCAUAGACCAUCCAGUUCAAGUGUUGAUUCUUUGUUGCGUCUGCGUGGACGGUUGCUGCUGGACCACGAGGCUUUGUCCUGCCUGCUGGUUUUGCUGUUCGUAGACGAACCAAAGCUUAACACCAGCCGUCUUCACCGUGUGCUCAGGAACCUUUGCUACCAUUCUCAAACACGUGGGUGGGUCAUUCGCAGCCUCUUAUCCAUUCUCCAACGCAGCAGUGAGAGUGAGGUAUGUGUGGAGACUUCACGACUCGAGGACUCGCGUGGCAAGAGAAGUGCUCAUGGAGGCUGUGGAGGAAAAGGUUCUGCCGCUUCCUCUCUCUCCUCUUCAUCCUCGUCCUCCUCCAUAGAGCUGUUGAACAGGGUGGAGUCGCGUAGCUCCAGCCAGCUUUCCUGGCUUUCAGUGUCUAUGGAUGCAGCCUUGGGCUGUCGGACAAACAUAUUCCAGAUUCAGCGCGCAUCGGGUAGGAAGCAUGCUGAUAGGCAUUCAGCUGGGGGCUCCACCGGAUCUGGAACCCUGGGAGGGGGAGUGUCAGGCCCAACAACUGGUGUUACAUGUGCUGGAGGUGGAGGCUCCACAGUUCACAUUCACCCUCAAGCUGCUCCAGUGGUCUGUCGACAUGUGUUGGACACACUCAUCCAGCUAGCAAAGGUUUUCCCCAGCCACUUCACCCAACAACGGUGUAAGGAUUUGUCAGGUUCAUCUUCAGACCUGGACUCUCGUCUUUGUUCAGGUGCCUCAGGAGGAGGGAGCGGAGGUGGGGGCUCUAGGUCAGGGUCUCAGAACAACCCUAAUGCCGCCAACACCCAGAAUUCCUUUGGGUCUUCGUCCCUGACUCCGCAGUCUCUGGGCAUCUCUACAGAUUUUUGGGACCUGCUUGUCAAACUUGACAACAUGAAUGUCAGCCGAAAAGGCAAAGCCUCCAUGAAGAUGGUGCCGCUUGGUGGCAGUGCAGAAGCAGAGGGUGCACAGUUCAGUUUAGAGACCUCACCUCUUGGCCAGCUGAUGAACAUGCUGUCUCAUCCCGUCAUCAGGCGCAGCUCCUUGCUCACUGAAAAGCUUCUGCGCCUGCUGUCCCUCAUAUCUAUUGCCCUACCUGACAACAAGGCCACCGAGGUGCCAGCUGGACACCCCACCCCACAGGCUGCCAACCCCAACACGGCAAGCUCAGGAGCCACAGUCUCAGUCACAACACAGGGCAUGGCAUCAAUUGGCUCUGUCCAGCCCACUGUAACAACUUCAGGAGCUUCUGUAGGAGCUGCAAGCCAGGGUACAUCCUCAGGGACAAGUCUCGCAACCUCCCAAACAUCCUCUACUACAGUCUGUAUACCAACGUCCACUGGUACAACAUCCACAGCAGGAAAACAAAGGGGUACUACUGGCAUUACAGAGAUUGACAAGAUGGCUUCCACAGGACUUACAGAGAAACAGCUUCAACUGUCUGUGGAGGUGCUGACAUCUCACUCGUGCUCAGAGGAGGGCUUGGAGGAUGCUGCUAACAUUCUGCUGCAGUUAUCCAGAGGAGACUGUCCCACCAGGGACACAGUGCUCAGGCUGCUACUCAGUGGGGCCAGACACCUUGGAUACACUCUGUGCAAACAGAUCGGCACAUUACUGGCUGAACUCAGAGAGUACAACUUGGAGCAGCAGAGACGGGCACAAGCUGACUCGCAUUCCCCUGAUGCACCUCCUGAGGAGUCCUCCAUAUCGGGCAGAUUAAAGGGCAAGAUGACCAGCAGGUUUGAUGGGGCAGAGAGUGUUGUGAUUGUGGCCGCGCAGAAGCGGACACUGGGGGGACGAGAACUGCAGCUACCUUGUAUGAGCUCGCUAACGUCCAAGACUUCAACGCAAAAGUUUUUCCUGCGGGUGCUUCAAGUUAUCAUCCAGCUACGUGAAGACACACGACGAGCCAACAAAAAAGCCAAACAGACAGGGCGAUUAGGCUCCAGCAGUUUGGGCUCAGCCAGUAGUAUCCAGGCUGCCGUGCGUCAGCUGGAAGCAGAAGCUGAUGCCAUCAUCCAGAUGGUGAGAGAGGGGCAACGUGCACGUCGUCUCCAACAGGCACCCCCACCCACCGCCCCCUCUGCCGCCGUUGCUGCCGGAACCUCAGUGGCUGCCCCCCAUGCUCCCGCUGGUGCUGCUCCCCCUGCUGGCACGGCUGCUGCUGCCACGUCUGAAGUGCAGUCUGCACCCGAAGCCCAGGCAGCACAGAGGGAUGAUUCUCCAAUGGAUGUAGACCAACCAUCUCCUCUGGAGCAGGACCCUGCCCCUCUGGAUGAAGAUGGAAGUGGUCAGUUGGAGAGUGAGGAGAAACUUCCAGACCUGCCUCUGCUCAGUGAGCAGCUGCUGCUGGACGAAUUAUGGGACAUGCUCGGGGAGUGCCUAAAAGAGCUGGAAGAGUCACAUGACCAGCAUGCCGUGCUAGUACUCCAGCCCGCUGUGGAGGCCUUCUUUCUGGUUCAUGCCACUGAGCGUGAGAGCAAACCUCCUGUUAGGGACACCCGGGAGAGCCAGCUUUCUCACAUCAAAGAUGAACCUCCACCACUAUCCCCAGCUCCCCUUACCCCCGCUACACCCUCAUCCUUAGACCCGUUCUUCUCUAGGGAGCCAUCCUCCAUGCAUAUCUCUUCAAAUCUGCCACCAGACACUCAGAAAUUCCUCCGGUUUGCAGAAACUCACCGCACCGUGCUUAAUCAGAUCCUGCGACAGUCCACCACGCACUUAGCUGAUGGGCCUUUUGCAGUUCUCGUUGACUACAUUCGCAUCCUGGACUUUGACGUCAAGAGAAAGUAUUUCCGCCAGGAGUUGGAGCGACUGGACGAGGGGCUGAGGAAGGAGGAUAUGGCUGUGCACGUGAGACGAGAUCAUGUGUUUGAAGACUCCUACAGGGAGCUGCAUCGCAAGAGCCCAGAGGACAUGAAGAACAGGCUGUACAUUGUAUUUGAAGGAGAGGAGGGCCAGGACGCUGGUGGCCUGCUGAGGGAAUGGUACAUGAUAAUCUCCCGGGAGAUGUUCAACCCCAUGUAUGCCUUGUUCCGCACGUCACCAGGGGACCGUGUUACCUACACCAUAAACCCCUCGUCCCACUGCAAUCCCAACCACCUCAGCUACUUCAAGUUUGUUGGUCGUGUUGUGGCCAAAGCAGUCUAUGACAACAGGCUACUGGAGUGCUACUUCACCCGCAGCUUCUACAAGCACAUCCUGGGCAAGAGUGUCAGGUAUACAGACAUGGAAAGCGAGGACUACCCAUUCUUCCAGGGGUUGGUGUACUUGUUGGAGAACGACGUGUCGACACUGGGCUAUGAGCUGACGUUCAGCACAGAGGUCCAGGAGUUUGGAGUUUGUGAAGUAAGAGACCUUAAGCCCAAUGGCGCCAAUAUUCUGGUGACAGAGGAAAACAAAAAGGAGUACGUGCACCUGGUGUGCCAGAUGAAGAUGACAGGCGCAAUCCGCAAACAGCUGGCCGCCUUCCUGGAAGGAUUCUAUGAGAUCAUCCCCAAGAGGCUGAUUUCCAUCUUCACUGAGCAAGAGCUGGAGCUGCUAAUCUCUGGCCUGCCUACAAUUGACAUUGAUGACCUAAAGGCCAACACUGAAUAUCAUAAAUACCAGUCCAGCUCCAUCCAGAUCCAGUGGUUCUGGAGGGCUUUGCGGUCCUUUGACCAGGCAGACCGGGCCAAGUUCCUACAAUUUGUCACUGGUACAUCAAAGGUUCCGCUCCAGGGUUUUGCUGCUCUGGAAGGCAUGAACGGCAUCCAGAAGUUCCAAAUCCACCGUGAUGAUCGAUCAACUGACCGCCUGCCAUCUGCUCAUACCUGCUUUAACCAGCUGGACCUUCCAGCUUAUGAGAGCUAUGAGAAGCUGAGACACAUGCUGCUGUUGGCCAUUCAGGAAUGCUCAGAGGGAUUCGGACUGGCUUAA